This is a messenger RNA of Prorocentrum cordatum, 3408 nucleotides long. Lineage: Eukaryota; Dinophyceae; Prorocentrales; Prorocentraceae. The record is from the annotation of a GenBank genome assembly.
GAUGCUGCUCGUGGGCGCGAGGACGAGACGACUCCGAGGAUGAUGGUGCCGACGAUGAUGGUGCCGAUGGCGAUGGCGAUGGCAGUUGCGAGGAUGCCGCAAGGCGAACGCUGGGCGUCCGUCUAGCUCGCCCGUGCGAGGAGCUCACGGAGCUGCCCUUCUGCGGGUCGGCAGUCACUGAUCCUGCGACGGUGACGACGGCGACGCCGACGGCCCUGACGAGGACGGCGCGCGGGCAGGGCGCGCGCCGAGCCCGCCCAGGUGGCCCUCCAGAAGUCGCCGCUCCUGAGGCACCGAGCCGGCCUGAUUCUGAUCGACGUGGGCGCGUUCGACGGCACGUCGCUGCUUUCGAUGGGCCUCAGGGCGGGCCUGAACCACUCGGUGCUCGCGUUCGAGCCGCUGGUGGCACACCGCAAGAUGGUCCUCGGGCACCUGGCCGCCAAGGGGCUGCUGGGCACCGUGCAGAUCCUGGACCCAGACCGCCGUACCUGCGACCUGCUCGUCCCCGAGCAGACGCUGGCCAGGAGGCCCCCGGGCGCCGCCGGCGAGCCCGCGGAGCAGGAGCGCGGCGGGUGUGGCUGCCAGGGCGGGUGCCUCGGCCUUGCGCCAGUGGGCUUGUCGGCCGUGGACCACCAGGCGGAGAUCGCGGCCGCCGGAGCGCACGCGUCGGUGACCAUGCGCAGCUUCGGCGGCCUCACUUUCCCGGGCAGCGAGGACGUGCAGGAGGUCCGCCUCCGCGCUGGAGCGCCCAUCGUGAACUGGUGGGUGCACGAGGUCCUGGGGCAGCCGUGCGUGGACGUGCACUUGCUCAAGAUCGACGCCGAGGGCAGCGAGUUCAGCGUCCUCCGGGGCCUGGAACCGCUGCUGGCGGAGCACAGGGUGCGCUUCCUGUUCCUGGAGUUCUGGCCGGUGGCGCUCAUGACGUGGGGCGACGAUGUUCACCUCCGUGGCCUGCGCAGGUGGCUCGCCCACUACGGCUUCCUCUGCCGUUUCCUGGGGACGCUUUGGGAGCCCGAGACCUUCGAGGAGUUCGUCGCGCGGCACACCACGGAGGCACAGAUGGCAGACUUCCACAUGGAGAACAUGUCCUUCAACGACCUGCUCUGUGAGGACCUGCACUGGGCGGACCCCUGCGGUCACGAGCGGGCCGCCGCGGCCGCGGGGCGGGAGCUCGGCUUCCGCGCCGCCGAGCAGCAGCAGCACGGGCACGCUGGACGUCCCAUGCGCAUGUGGAGACACUGCAGACGUGCUUUCCGAUUCUUCCACGACGCCACCGGCACCACGGCGCACGCCGUCACGACGCAGUUUGGGGUCAGCCAUGGCACGGCUACCAAGGCGCUGUACCGGCGCCUGCUUCCCGUGGAGGCCGACGCAGUGGAGGGGUAUGUCCGCCGCUGGCUGCGGGACCGCGGCAUCAGUCCACAGUGUGCCUUGGACAAUUUGUCGCGUCUCCCGGGCACCAUUCCACAACGCCACAGAUGGGCGCUUUUUCAAUGGCUCUUCAAUGCGCUGUCCACCGCGAAGCGCAUGCGUUUGCGAGGUGACGGCGGCGCAGACGCGUGCCUUCUGUGCGGGGGCGGCGAGGACAGCAUUAGCCCGACGGGGCGUCCCGGGGGCCAAGGCCGAGCAGGCGACGGUCUCAUUCAAAGCAGCUUCGGCGCCGUGCGCCUUCGGGACGGAGCGGCGCAGGGGCGCGUCGGCAGACUCCUGCCGUCGUACAGCAGCAACGUGGCAGAGUACGAAGGCAUGCUCUGCUGCUUCCGGGGCGCCCUGCGCUGGCCGGACACGGCGGUCACGCUCCAGGUGGGCGCCUUGCUGUUGGCAUGUCAGUGCAAUAUGGAGUGGCGAUGCCGAUCGCCAUCGCUCGUGCCUUACUGGGAGCAGGCAGCAGACUUGCUUCGGCUCCGCGCCAGCGGCACGACGUACAGCAUCCGGCACAUCUACAGAGAGUUCAAUGCGCUCGCCGACAGCAUCGCCAACGGCCAGGACAUCACGAGCGAUUGGUUGCUGUCGAACUCGUGGUCGAUCCUGGUCGAGCCUUCUCCAGGGCGAACUCGUCCUGAGCCGUCGUCUGCCGGCAAGGGCCCUCUGGAGAGCCCGCUGGCGGGCAGCGCCGAGGGGGGCGAGCUGCCAGAGCAGGUGGCGAAGGAGGGCGCUGGGGUCGGCCGGCCCCCGAGGGGCAGCGCGUACUCCAGGCUCGAGGCGCGGGCGGCGCGCACAGAGGGGCAGGGCAAGGCCGGGGCGCCGGAGCCGGGGCCCGCGGGCGCGGCGGCGGCGGCGGCGCCGCUGUCGCCCCUGCUGGCGACGGUGGCCAUGCUGAAGGCCAUGGUGGGCGGCGGCAUCCUGGCGCUGCCCUGCGCCUUCGGCCGGGUGGGGCUGGCCCUGGCCCUGCCGCUGCUGCCGAUCGUGGCGGGCCUGACGGCCCUGGGCACCCUGCGGCUGAUCCAGUGCCGGCUGCAGGCGGCGGACGAUUGCGGCAUGGGCCCCCUCGGCGUGAUCGCCCUGCGCGUGCUCGGGCGCCCCGGCCUCUGGGUGUGCGCCACCGCCGCGCUGCUGACGCAGUUCGGGAUCGGGGAGGCGGCGGUGCGGACGUUGCUGUUCUGCACCCUCUGCGCACUGUGCCUCGUCCGCGGCCUCGGCGGCCUCGCUUGGCUGUCGGCGGUGGCGCUGAUGGUCUACGCCUACAUGCUGCUGGCCCUGGCCAAGUUCGGCGCCCUCGCGAUUCGCGAAGGGGCGUCGCUGACGCUUGGAAGCGCCCUGCUGCCCAUGCGAUGGUGGGGCCUCGGCGGCUUCCUCGGCACCACGAUCUCGGCGUUCGAGGGCAUUGUGGUUGGCCAGUACAUUUUCGACGAGAUGCAGGUGGACAGCGUUGAGCCGUUCAAGCAGGUUCUGGUGAACAGCUACCUCGUGGCGACCACGCUGUAUGCAUUCGCGGGUGCCUUCGGCUACCUGGCGUACGGGGACGGCGUCGGCGAGGUCUUCUACCAGAGCUUCCCGCAGAGCUCCCUGGACGUGCGCGGGUGCGAGGUGGUACUCUGCAUCGUGCUGCUCAUCACGUUCGUGCUGCAGAUGUACCCCGUCUUCCGCUUCCUCGAGGGCGCAGUGGCGUGCGCUUCGGCGCCGCCCCUCGGGCAGGAGGGCCGCCGGGUGCCCUGCCAGGCCGCGGCGCAGCUCGCGCUGCGCUGGGGCGUGGUGCUGCUCACCUCGCUGGCCGCAGUCGCGAUACCGGGAGUGAACACCAUCCUGGCCUACGUCGGCGGCUUCUGCCUGAGCUCCAUCGGGCUCGUCCUGCCCGGUCUCAUCCACAUCAAGCUGAACGGCGGGGACCUCACGCGCCUCGAGCUAGGCGGCGACGUCCUUCUGAUCUCAGUCGGGCUUGUGAGCUUCGCGCUCACGAUAGUCGGCUGA